AGACACCGGAGUCCAGCAGCUCAAAUAUCUUCUAGAUCUUCAGCUGAAAAGCAUGCAUCUCCAUCCGCUGUCCCUGUCCUUCCUCUUGCUCCUGAUGGCAGGAACAACCUUGGUGUGCUUUGCUGUGACAUCCACACUUCAUGGUUUCCGUGGCUGUGCGGUCCGAGAGUUCUCCUUUAUGGCCCAGAAGCCGGGCUGCAAGGGUCUGCGCAUCACCACAGAGGCCUGCUGGGGGCGCUGUCACACCUGGGAGAAACCUGUGCCUGAUCCCCCUUACAUCCACCGCCACCACCGUGUGUGUACGUACAGCCGUACCCGUGACAUGACCGCCCGCCUGCCGGGCUGCCAGCCCAACGUCUCCUCUCUCUACCACUAUCCCAUGGCUCUGCACUGCCACUGUGCCGUCUGCUCCACACAAGACACCGAGUGUGAGACCUUCUGAUGGGCGGGACGCUGCCUUCAGCAAACAAUGUCACCAACAGUUUUACUUAUAUGAAUGACACUGAAUAAAAUUAUGAAAUCAA
Messenger RNA from Micropterus dolomieu (smallmouth bass), 524 nucleotides. Its product is annotated as glycoprotein hormone beta-5-like. The transcript is spliced from 3 exons. The record is from RefSeq and is a predicted model, not a curated record. Gene Ontology annotation, biological process: G protein-coupled receptor signaling pathway; regulation of thyroid hormone receptor signaling pathway. Lineage: Eukaryota; Metazoa; Chordata; Actinopteri; Centrarchiformes; Centrarchidae. Gene Ontology annotation, molecular function: hormone activity. The coding region runs from base 53 to 442 and encodes 129 amino acids. Gene Ontology annotation, cellular component: extracellular region; cytoplasm.